AUGCCCUUGUAUCCCAAGAUAACUUUACUUAUGCUGUCAUAUCCAGUCUUAAACAACUUUAUAGAAACGUUAAAAGAAACCGCAGGUGUAAAAGAUAAUUCUGCUGGUACUGAAGAGGAAUGUGCACGAUUUGAUCCUCAGACUGUUGUUUUGGAUCAAGGUAUUCUGAGAGGUACUUGUUUUUGCAAUGGAAGUACUAGUAAAUACAGAGCUUUUAUGGGGAUUCCGUAUGCCAAGCCACCUGUUGGAGAACUGAGAUUUCAGCCUCCAGAACCAGUUGAAAACCGUUGCUGUGAACAAUGGGCAACUAAAUUGGGAAACAAUGCAGUUCAACAAUGCAAUAGUUUAUUCCAAACAUACACAGGACUUAAACUAAAUCCCUUUCAAGGAGAUGAAGAUUGCCUCUACUUGAACGUUUAUACUCCUUUGGUUACCGAAGAAAAUAAGGACACAAAAUAUCCUGUAAUGUUCUGGAUUCAUGGCGGGGCUUUUAAUACAGGAUCUGGUGAUUGGGAAUAUUAUGGUCCUGAUUAUCUCGUCAAACAGGACGUUAUUGUAGUCACCAUCAAUUACCGUCUCGGAGUUUUCGGAUUUCUUUGCGCACCUGAAUGGGGAAUUUAUGGAAACAUGGGGUUGAAAGAUCAGCGAGAAGCUCUCCGUUGGGUGAACAAAAAUAUCGAAAAAUUUGGUGGAGACAAAGAAAAUGUAACUAUAUUUGGAGAAUCUGCAGGAGCAGCCAGUGUACAUUAUUUGAUGAUGGAUAAAUCUACGAAUGAUUUGUAUCAAAAAGCUAUUUUGCAAAGCGGAACAGCACUAAAUCCUUUGGGCAAUCCAAUUCGAACCCCAAAAGAAGAUUUGCUAAAUGUCGACUCCAGAACCCUGCUUUCAGCAUCUUUAUCCGACGUUCCUGAUAGAGAAGACAUCAGACGAGCCACAGAACCAGUUUUCAAACCAGUAAUAGAAGAAAAAUGUGAAGCAAAUCCUGAUCCUAUAAUAACUGAAUCAGUUUUAAAACUGAUGCAGGAAGAAGGAUUACCAGAAAAAGAUGUAAUAAUUGGUUUCAACAACAUGGAAGGACUUUUUGCUUUGACACGAGUAGAUGCUGAUUGCCACGAAGUUGAAAAAACUUUAAGAGAUCCUGAAAGAGUUAUACCACGAGAUGCAUUUAUUUGGGAGAAUCCUUUGGGCCAAGAUCAAGCCAAAAUUGUGAAAGAACUGUGUGAAACUUAUGUAGAACAUUUUUAUAACGAUGAUGAUCCUGAUGAUAGACUAGGAGCAUAUAUUCAUCUCAUGGGAGAUGCCUGGUUUUUAAAUGGAAUUUAUAGAACACUCAAACAUGGAUUUGAUUACAAAAGGAAAAGUAAAUUGUAUUUAUACAUGCUGUCGGAUGAUAGUUACAGUAUUCAUAAAAAAAUAUGCUCUGAAAACUGGAACCAUUUGCGUGGAGUGGCUCAUACUGAUGAUUUGGGUUAUUUGUUCAAAAUGUCACCAAUUUUGUAUCUGUUUUCUUGGCCUUUGAAUAUUCCGACUGAUGAAACUGCUCAAAGGACUCACAAUAGAAUGGUAGUUAUGUGGACGAACUUUGCUAAAACAGGUAAUCCCAUGAAAUCCGAAUUAGUGCAAAGAUAUAGAAUCAUCGAUGCUUUAGCAGGAUACACAUGGGACCCUUGUGACAGUUUGGAUCCUAAAUAUUUAGAAAUAGGAAGACGAGACUUUGGAAUGAGACAUUUUUCAGAAAUUUAUCGCAUGUGUAUUUGGGAUAGGAUUUUUGAAACGGGAAUAAAAAAUAGUUCAAUGAAAUCGACAAAUAAACAAGUUGCAGAGAAGGCCAUUGAAAAAUAUUCCAAAAUGUUGCACAUUCCAAGUAAAUCUAAAAUGUAA
This is a messenger RNA of Ctenocephalides felis (cat flea), 1881 nucleotides long. RefSeq names its product esterase B1-like. NCBI's taxonomy places the organism in Eukaryota, Metazoa, Arthropoda, Insecta, Siphonaptera, Pulicidae. The transcript has 6 exons. The coding region runs from base 1 to 1881 and encodes 626 amino acids. The record is from RefSeq and is a predicted model, not a curated record.